This is a messenger RNA of Ylistrum balloti, 2334 nucleotides long. RefSeq lists its product as uncharacterized. The transcript has 4 exons. Bases 50 to 697 code for a protein of 215 amino acids. Lineage: Eukaryota; Metazoa; Mollusca; Bivalvia; Pectinida; Pectinidae. The record is from RefSeq and is a predicted model, not a curated record.
AGAGCACGUUGUCUCUUAUUGACUCUGUCACUACACCACCGUCUUAAUAAUGAGUACACAAAGAGGAAAUGCGAAGAAAGGCGCACAAAAAUACCAAAACAAAACUGCGUUUAAAAAUGAUUUGCAUGACCGGACACCAAAAAUGCAACAAAUCAAGAAAGUUCAAGUAACAGGUGCUUGUCAACACUGUACAGAUGUGAUAGAAUGGAAGAUCAAGUACAGAAAAUUUAAGCCUUUGACUACAGCUAAGAAAUGUACAAAAUGUCUCCAAAAAACUGUGAAACAGUCUUACUUCAUCAUGUGUGUUCCUUGUAUGACAAAGCUUCAGGUGUGUGGAAAAUGUGGACAGAAAACAGAAAUAGCAGAAAAACCUGGGGUAUCUGAGGCAGAACAGAUGUCACAACAAAGUCAGUCUGAAGCAGAAAUAGAGUUUCUGACAGAAAGACAGAGAAGACAGUUUUUGCGGUUACAAGCCAGUGGAAAGUUGACAAUUGAAAGUUUAAAGAACCUCAAAGACAGUGAUGACAAUGACUUCUUUAAUGAUGAUGAUGAGGAGGAGGAGGAGGAGGAGGAGGAAGAGGAUGAUUUAGUGCUUGGGACUAAAACUGAGGAAAAGUUGUGCGAUACACAUGCAAUGGACAACAUUGACAUGAAUAAACUGAAAAUAGAGACAACAAAGACUGUGAUCGUUCAAUGAUACACAUUGUGAAAAGGUCUUUGAUUUUGGCCUCAUAUAUAAGGCUUCCCAGUAUCCUGGUUGCUUUGAUGAUAAGAACUAUUUGAGUUGGUUUUCAAAUGAACACCAACUUGUUAUUUAAAAAACACAAGCUGAUAUAAUAUGCCAAUAAAAUGGUUAGAGUUACCUGUACGGAAAGACACCACUGCCACCUAUUCCUUCAAAUGGAUUUUAUCUUUAUCAUGACCGAAAAAGUGAAACCAACCUGUUUCACUGAUUUUUGUUUAUUUCAAUAGAAUGGUUCCAGUAAUUUUUGUUACGAAAUGCUUGUAUUUAUAGAGAACAUUGAUUAUAUAUAAUAGUUUACUUUUUGGUUUUGAUUAAGUAUUAGAAAUAUGUUUGUAAGAUUUUAACAUUUCAGUCAGCAAUUAACAUUUCAAAUGUAAAUAUAUACACACCGAAACACAUCCUAUGGAGAAGAAACUGUCGUAUGCCUACUGAAAUAUUUUCAUCCUUGAAUCCCAAAAAAAACACAACUUUUGCCUCCUAGUGACUCCAUCUUCAUAAUAACGCUAAGGGUUUCCCUCUGAAAACAUUGACAUGGACAAGUUUUCAACUCCUAGUCUUGUUGUGUUUGCCAUUGGUGAUAGGGUGUGGAACAAACAAAGCUAAACUGCUUUCCUGUUCACUUUUAUUGUUAGGAGGGUCGUCGUUACUUGUAUGUUGGAAAUUAUAAAAAGAAAUCCCUGUAAAAUAAGGUCAGUAAACAUAGGUACUACUCAAGUAAAUACUGUAAGGACACCAGGUAAUUUAAAUUGCAAUAUACAUAAUGUCUAUAAAUGAUUCACGUUAAAUACAAGUAAUUGAUAAGUAAAAGUGGUAACACGCUUUCCAAGAUGUCUGUAAGUACACCAUGUUGUAGUUGUCAGAGUCCAGUAGGUCCUUUAAACUCCCUGGCCACAUGCUACGCGCCCGACCCAACAGACUACUAUAUGCACUUCCAUAAACACUCGGACACACCCAUGUACAAACUCACACAGUCGUGCACUCCACACUUGACAAGCCUGAACACACUGGACCAACAGACUACUGAUAUAAACAGAGUGACACAAUCAGACUCGCAUGGACACUAUAUAUAGACAUAGACAGGGAACACCCCCUUUUAACUGUGAUACACAUAAUUAACUAAAACAUGUAUUGACUAUAUAAAAAAUAACCUUAUGAAAAAUGUAUAUGAGCAGUAAUAUAAGGCCCGGAUGAAUUUUUAUACACAUGAAUACCAAGGUAAUUACAUUUAUUUUCUAGAAUUAGUUAUGUUACAUGACAUUAGCCUAACUUUUGAUUUUUCAAGGCUACAUCAUGUCUGUAGCAUGUAUUUUCAGUUGGGAAAUAUAAACCACACUAAUCUUUGCUGGAACUGAUAUGUAAUUUAAAGAGAUUAUAUCAACUACAUAAAGAAAAAUUUAAUUAUAAUUCUGUUUUCUAUCAUUUUUGCUGAUUUCAUAACUUCAGAACUAACUUAAUCUUUAGUAUGUACACUCAUCUAGGUAACCAGGGAAUGCUGGAAAGACUGAAAAACUGUAUUCAUUGUGAGAAUUCAAUAUAUAUUCCAUAGUGUACUACUGUUAUCUGCUUGAAAAUAAACAUUAAGAAUUCUA